This is a messenger RNA of Schistocerca serialis cubense, 3039 nucleotides long. It is a transcript of the gene Ekar, whose product is annotated as glutamate receptor ionotropic, kainate 1. Gene Ontology annotation, cellular component: postsynaptic membrane; plasma membrane. Gene Ontology annotation, molecular function: glutamate-gated receptor activity. The transcript has 17 exons. Gene Ontology annotation, biological process: monoatomic ion transport. NCBI's taxonomy places the organism in Eukaryota, Metazoa, Arthropoda, Insecta, Orthoptera, Acrididae. Bases 1 to 3039 code for a protein of 1012 amino acids. The record is from RefSeq and is a predicted model, not a curated record.
AUGAAACUUCUGAUGUUUAUUUAUCUUAUUGUUACAGGUGCUGUAUUUACACAAGAUCAAAAAGACAGUAGCACAGAACUGGCAUUCAAAUAUGCAGUGUAUCGCAUCAACAAAGACAAACAUUUGCUGCCGAAAACCACGCUCAAGUAUGACAUCAAAUACGUUCCAAAAGACGACAGCUUCCACGCAUCAAAGAAAGCUUGCCAGCAGGUGAGGUUCGGCGUCCAGGCGGUGUUCGGGCCGUCGGACCCGCUGCUGGGCGCACACAUCCACUCCAUCUGCGACGCGCUCGACAUCCCCCACCUGGAGGCGCGCCUCGACCUCGACACCGAGUACAAAGAGUUCUCCAUCAACCUCUACCCCUCGCAGUCGCUGCUCAACAAUGCUUUCCAGGACGUCAUGGCCUUCCUCAACUGGACGCGAGUCGCCAUCGUCUACGAAGAAGAUUACGGCCUGAUCAAGCUGCGGGAGCUGGUGCGAGCGCCCACCAACCGCGACGUCGAGAUCCACCUGCGCCAGGCCGACCCGGACACCUACCGCUCCGUGCUCAAGGAGAUCAAGAGCAAGGAGAUCCACAACCUGGUCGUCGACACCAAGCCCGAGCACAUGCACCACUUCCUCAGAGGCAUACUACAACUGCAGAUGAACGACUACAAAUACCAUUACCUCUUCACAACUUUUGAUAUCGAGACGUUUGACUUGGAAGAUUUUAAAUAUAAUUUCGUUAACAUGACAGCGUUCCGAAUAGUGGACGCUGAGGACGUCGGCGUCAAAGAGAUACUGAAGGACAUGGAACGCUUCCAGCCUGUAGGUCAUAGCAUUUUAAACAGGUCAAACAUUAUUCAGGCGGAGCCGGCGCUGAUGUACGACUCGGUGUACGUGUUCGCCAUCGGUCUGCAGACGCUGGACCAGAGCCACACCCUGCGGCUGUCCAACGUCUCCUGCGAGGAGGAGGUGCCGUGGGACGGCGGCCUCAGCCUCAUCAACUACAUCAACUCGGUGGAGCUGAAAGGGCUCAGCGGGCCGAUCGAGUUCAAAGAAGGGCGGCGCAUCCAGUUCAAGCUGGACCUGCUGAAACUGAAGCAGCACGCGCUCGUCAAGGUCGGCGAGUGGAGCCCCGGCUCCGGGGUCAACAUUACCGACCGCGCCGCCUUCUUCGACCCGGGCACCAUGAAUGUCACUCUGGUCGUCAUCACAAUACUGGAGAUCCCGUACGUGAUGAUGCACUACGGCAAGAACUACACGGGGAACGAUCGUUUCUACGGAUUCUGCGUGGACCUGUUGGAGCGCAUCGCUCGCGACGUGGGCUUCGACUACAUCCUGGACCUGGUGCCUGACCGCAAGUACGGCGCCCAGGAUCCCAUCACUGGCGAGUGGAACGGCAUGGUGCUGCACCUCAUGAAGCACGAGACCCCGUACGUGAUGCUGCGGCCGCAGCCCAACCUGACGGGGAACGCGCGCUACGAGGGCUUCUGCAUCGACCUGCUGCGAGAGAUCGCCGCCAUGGUCGGCUUCGAGUACCGCAUCGAGCUGGUGCCGGACGGCAAGUACGGCGUCUACGACCUGGAGACGGGCGAGUGGAACGGCAUCGUGCGCCAGCUCAUGGACAAGAAAGCAGAUCUGGCAGUUGGCUCGAUGACCAUCAACUACGCCAGGGAAAGCGUCAUAGACUUCACGAAGCCGUUCAUGAACCUUGGCAUCAGCAUCCUUUUCAAGGUCCCCACGAGCGCGCCGACGCGCCUCUUCUCGUUCAUGAACCCGCUGGCCGUCGAGAUCUGGCUGUACGUGCUGGCCGCCUACGUUCUCGUCUCCAUCACCAUGUUCGUGGUGGCCCGGUUCUCGCCCUACGAGUGGCACAACCCGCACCCCUGCGACACGGAGAACGACCUCAUCGAGAACCAGUUCUCGCUCGCCAACAGCUUCUGGUUCACCAUCGGCACCCUCAUGCAGCAGGGCUCCGAUCUCAACCCCAAGGCCACAUCGACGCGCAUCGUGGGCGGCAUCUGGUGGUUCUUCACGCUGAUCAUCAUCUCGUCGUACACGGCCAACCUGGCCGCCUUCCUCACCGUGGAGAGGAUGAUCACGCCUAUUGAGAACGCCGAGGACCUGGCGGGGCAGACGGACAUCUCCUACGGCACGCUGGACAGCGGUUCCACCAUGACGUUCUUCAGGGAUUCGAUGAUCGAAACGUACAAGAAAAUGUGGCGCUUCAUGGAGAACAAGAAGCCGUCGGUGUUCGUCUCGACGUACGAGGAAGGUAUCCAGCGUGUGCUGGAGGGGAACUACGCCUUCCUCAUGGAGUCCACUAUGCUGGACUACAUCGUACAGAGGGACUGCAACCUCACGCAGAUCGGCGGCCUCCUGGAUUCCAAGGGCUACGGCAUCGCCACGCCGAUGGGGUCUCCAUGGCGCGACAAAAUUUCGCUGGCCAUCUUGGAGCUACAGGAGAAGGGUGAGAUUCAGAUCCUGUACGACAAGUGGUGGAAGAACCCAGGAGACACGUGCACUCGCACCGAGAAGGGCAAGGAGUCCAAGGCGAACGCACUUGGUGUCGACAACAUAGGUGGCGUCUUCGUAGUUCUGCUGUGUGGUCUCGCCAUCGCUGUAAUCGUAGCGAUAUUCGAGUUCUGCUACAACUCCAAGAGAAACACGCAGUCAGAACUGCGCGCGACGCCGGCGCCGCACCAGUCGCUGUGCGCCGAAAUGGCGGAGGAGCUGUGCUUCGCGCUGCGCUGCCGCGGCUCGCGCCAGCGGCCGGCGCUCAAGCGCCAGUGCUCCAAGUGCGCCCCCGCCGCCUCGGGCGCGCCCUACGUCCCCGCCGUGCUCGACCUGCCGCCGGCCAACGGCCUGCGCUCGCACCCUCGUCUCGCUGGCCAUGGCGCGCGCCCACGAGCGCCUGAGGGCAGCCGCGACCAGCCCGCCGCGCCUCGACACCGCCAGGCUCUGACCCAGCUGCCGCCGACACCAGAGUGGGAGACGCCGCCGGGCGUCGGGGGUCCGCGCUGGGACACUGUGCGUCCGUCAACCAAAGUGUGGUGA